Messenger RNA from Osmerus eperlanus (European smelt), 1624 nucleotides. Its product is annotated as kinesin light chain 1-like. Gene Ontology annotation, biological process: microtubule-based movement. Lineage: Eukaryota; Metazoa; Chordata; Actinopteri; Osmeriformes; Osmeridae. Gene Ontology annotation, molecular function: kinesin binding. Gene Ontology annotation, cellular component: kinesin complex; cytoplasm. The record is from RefSeq and is a predicted model, not a curated record.
UGGAUUCUGGGAGAAUUCGGACAACAGCCAUUUUCGGGACGAGGCUGUCAUCCUGCAAACACAGUUUGCAAACUGUGAGACUUCGGCAGUCUUGCGUUUCUUUCACCGCGGCAGAACUUGUGGAGAUGGACAGGGAGGCAUCGGCUCUAGAAGCAAACGCGGUUCCGGUAUUUUGAGAAGUUUUUCUAACCAAGGCAGCGAGACAAGAACUGGUGGCCCGAGCUACAAGCCAUCUGCUAGCCAUGUUACGUUAGCUAGUUUCUUGUUGCAAUGUAUUGCUUUGAAUUUGCGCGUGUUGGCUAGCUAGCGAAUGGGUCUGUUUGAGAAAGCAGUGAUCUUAUAAAACGGGAUUGAGAUAAACCAGUGGCGUUGUGUGCAGGCAUUUUAUUAAGUCUGAAACUGAAAAGCACGAAUAACUUGACAUCAGUCUGCAUAUCACCGGUGGAGCGACCGAGGAGAGAGCGAUCAAAAAGAGUGCGUGAGCGCGGGCUAUGUCCACCAUGGUGUACCCACGCGAAGAGGCCCUGGAGCGACUGAGCCAGGACGAGAUCGUCCUCAACACCAAGGCGGUAAUGCAGGGCCUGGAGACGCUGCGUGGGGAGCACACCCAGCUGCUGGCCUCCCUGCUGGACUGCACCCAGCCACCCGCAGCCCAGGAGAAGUCGGGCCUGCUCCGCAAGAGCAUGGAGGCCAUCGAACUGGGACUGGGGGAGGCCCAGGUGAUAGUGGCCCUCUCCAGCCACCUGAGCGCCGUGGAGUCGGAGAAGCAGAAGCUGCGGGCGCAGGUGCGGCGCCUGUGCCAGGAGAACCAGUGGCUGCGGGACGAGCUGGCGGGCACGCAGCACAAGCUGCAGCGCAGCGAGCAGAGCGUGGCCCAGCUGGAGGAGGAGAAGAAGCACCUGGAGUUCAUGAACCAGAUCAGGAAGUUCGACGACGACGUGUCGCCCUCCGAGGAGAAGGCGGCCGGAGAGACGUCCAAGGACAGCCUGGAUGACCUGUUCCCCAACGACGACGACCAGGGACCUGCCCAGCCCAGCGGCGAGGUGGCGGCCCAGCAGGGGGGCUACGAGAUCCCGGCCCGCCUCAGGACCCUCCACAACCUGGUGAUCCAGUAUGCCUCCCAGGGCCGCUACGAGGUGGCCGUGCCCCUCUGCAAGCAGGCCCUGGAGGACCUGGAGAAGACCUCCGGGCACGACCACCCCGACGUGGCCACCAUGCUCAACAUCCUGGCCCUAGUCUACCGGGACCAGAACAAGUACAAGGAGGCGGCCCACCUGCUGAACGACGCGCUGGCCAUCAGGGAGAAGACCCUGGGCAGGGACCACCCCGCCGUGGCCGCCACGCUCAACAACCUGGCCGUGCUGUACGGGAAGAGGUCCAAGUACAAGGAGGCGGAGCCGCUCUGCAAGAGAGCCCUGGAGAUCAGGGAGAAGGUUCUGGGUAAGUACCACCCGGACGUGGCCAAGCAGCUGAACAACCUGGCCCUGCUGUGCCAGAACCAGGGCAAGUACGAGGAGGUGGAGUACUACUACCGCCGCGCCCUGGAGAUCUACGAGUCCAAGCUGGGCCCGGACGACCCCAACGUGGCCAAGACCAAGAACAACCUGGUGAGGGGGUACUUGGG